Molecule: messenger RNA, 10504 nt
Organism: Sus scrofa (pig)
Lineage: Eukaryota; Metazoa; Chordata; Mammalia; Artiodactyla; Suidae
Gene: GAPVD1
Product: GTPase activating protein and VPS9 domains 1
Biological process (GO): vesicle-mediated transport; regulation of GTPase activity
Cellular component (GO): endocytic vesicle; cytosol
Molecular function (GO): guanyl-nucleotide exchange factor activity; small GTPase binding
Source: RefSeq, a predicted model, not a curated record
GCACGCGCCUUGGCGUGGCGGCAGCGCCGCCGCAGGACGCAGGGAAGCCAAGUGGCGGCGGCGGCAGCGGCGGUGGCAGUUCGCGGCGAGGGCGACGGUUCCGAGGCCGAGUGGCAGGACGGCGCAGACCUCGGUGCCUUUCUCUGCACGAUCUUCUGGGUGGAUCCCUCCCUCCUAGAACCCACUACAGUGAACUUGCUCCCAGGGAACCUGAAGUCUGCCUAUGUACCGAAGACCCAGAGAGGCAGCCUGGGGAAAUGAAAACAGUGUGGGCUGUGCAGUCAAAGAAAUCUAGUUUUGAAUUCCUUCUCUGCUGCAUAGUAGCUGAAUGAUUAGGCAGAGUGAGUGUGUUGGGAAGUUGGUUACACAUUACUAUUCUCCAAGUGAUCAACAUUUGUACCUUUUCCACAUUUGAAGAUGGUGAAGCUAGAUAUUCAUACUCUGGCCCAUCACCUGAAGCAGGAACGCUUAUACGUAAACUCUGAGAAACAGCUCAUUCAGAGGCUUAAUGCAGAUGUACUUAAGACAGCCGAAAAGUUGUAUCGUACCGCGUGGAUCGCUAAGCAACAGAGAAUUAAUUUGGAUCGGCUUAUCAUAACCAGUGCUGAAGCUUCCCCUGCUGAAUGUUGCCAACAUGCCAAGAUUUUGGAAGAUACACAGUUUGUGGAUGGAUAUAAGCAAUUGGGGUUUCAGGAGACUGCUUAUGGAGAAUUCUUGAGUCGAUUAAGGGAAAAUCCUCGUCUUAUUGCCUCCUCUUUGGUGGCUGGAGAGAAACUUAAUCAGGAGAACACACAAAGUGUCAUUUACACAGUUUUUACCUCUCUCUAUGGCAACUGCAUCAUGCAGGAAGAUGAAAGCUACCUCCUUCAAGUUUUGAGAUACUUGAUUGAAUUUGAACUUAAAGAAAGUGACAACCCUAGGCGGCUUUUGAGGAGAGGAACUUGUGCCUUCAGCAUCUUAUUUAAACUUUUUUCUGAAGGACUGUUUUCUGCCAAACUUUUCCUCACAGCUACUUUACAUGAGCCAAUCAUGCAGCUGCUUGUGGAAGAUGAAGAUCACCUGGAAACAGAUCCAAACAAGCUGAUUGAGAGGUUCUCCCCCUCACAACAGGAAAAACUCUUUGGCGAGAAAGGCUCAGAGAGAUUCAGGCAAAAAGUUCAAGAGAUGGUAGAGUCCAAUGAAGCCAAACUAGUGGCUUUGGUGAACAAAUUUAUUGGUUAUCUCAAGCAGAACACGUACUGCUUUCCUCAUAGUUUGAGGUGGAUCGUGUCACAGAUGUACAAAACUCUCUCCUGUGUAGAUAGACUGGAAGUCGGGGAGGUCAGGGCAAUGUGUACUGAUCUCCUUUUGGCCUGCUUCAUUUGUCCUGCAGUGGUCAAUCCAGAACAGUAUGGAAUAAUAUCCGAUGCUCCUAUUAAUGAGGUGGCAAGAUUUAAUCUGAUGCAGGUUGGCCGCCUCUUGCAGCAGUUGGCAAUGACUGGCUCUGAAGAGGGAGAUCCCCGGACAAAGAGCAGCCUUGGCAAAUUUGACAAAAGCUGUGUUGCUGCUUUCCUUGAUGUUGUGAUUGGAGGCCGUGCAGUGGAGACGCCGCCAAUGUCCUCUGUUAAUCUUCUGGAAGGGUUGAGCCGAACUGUGGUUUAUAUAACCUACAGUCAGCUUAUUACUCUGGUGAAUUUUAUGAAGAGUGUGAUGUCUGGAGAUCAACUGAGGGAAGACAGAAUGGCUCUUGACAAUUUAUUGGCAAAUCUACCCCAGCCAAAGCCAGGAAAAAGCAGCAGUUUGGAAAUGACUCCCUAUAAUACUCCGCAGUUGUCUCCAGCAACCACUCCAGCAAAUAAAAAGAAUCGAUUGCCUAUAGGACAACAGUUAGCAGCCAUCACUGCCUGGGAUUCCUCAGCCACCAAUCUUACUGCUCAUAUUACUCUAGUAACCCCGUUUGCAACUCGGAGCAGAAGCCGCACCAAUGUGCUAAUGGACUUACAUAUGGACCAUGAGGGAUCAGCUCAAGAAACCAUCCAGGAGGUACAGCCAGAAGAGGUGUUGGUCAUUUCCUUAGGAACAGGUCCUCAGCUUACUCCAGGGAUGAUGUCAGAAAAUGAGGUCCUAAAUAUGCAGCUUUCGGAUGGAGGGCAAGGAGAUGUCCCUGUUGAUGAAAACAAACUCCACGGUAAACCUGAUAAAACCUUGCGCUUUUCCCUCUGCAGUGAUAAUCUGGAAGGAAUAUCUGAAGGUCCUUCAAAUCGUUCCAAUUCAGUAUCCUCACUAGACCUGGAAGGGGAAUCUGUGUCCGAACUUGGAGCGGGACCUUCUGGGAGUAAUGGAGUGGAAGCUCUACAGCUGUUAGAGCAUGAGCAAGCUACAACACAGGAUAAUCUUGAUGAUAAGCUAAGGAAGUUUGAAAUUCGUGACAUGAUGGGUCUGACAGAUGAUAGGGAUAUAUCAGAGACAGUGAGUGAAACCUGGAGUACAGAUGUCUUGGGAAGUGAUUUUGACCCUAACGUCGAUGAAGAUCGCUUACAAGAAAUUGCAGGUGCAGCAGCGGAGAAUAUGUUAGGCAGUUUACUCUGCCUGCCAGGUUCAGGGUCAGUGCUUCUUGACCCCUGCACUGGUUCUACCAUAUCAGAGACAACAAGCGAAGCUUGGAGUGUAGAGGUAUUGCCAAGUGACUCAGAGGCCCCAGAUCUAAAGCAGGAGGAACGUCUGCAAGAACUGGAGAGCUGUUCUGGACUGGGUAGCACAUCUGAUGAUACGGAUGUCAGGGAGGUCAGUUCCCGCCCCAGCACACCAGGCCUCAGUGUUGUGUCGGGUAUAAGUGCAACCUCUGAGGAUAUUCCCAAUAAAAUUGAAGACCUGAGGUCUGAGUGCAGCUCUGAUUUUGGGGGUAAAGACUCUGUCACUAGUCCAGACAUGGAUGAAAUAGCUCAUGGUGCCCACCAGCUGACCUCUCCUCCUUCUCAGUCAGAGUCUCUGCUGGCCAUGUUUGAUCCACUGUCUUCACAUGAAGGGGCUUCCGCCGUGGUAAGGCCAAAGGUUCACUAUGCCAGGCCAUCGCAUCCACCUCCCGACCCCCCAAUCCUGGAAGGAGCUGUGGGAGGAAAUGAGGCCAGGUUGCCAAACUUCAGUUCCCAUGUUUUAACUCCAGCUGAGAUGGAAGCAUUCAAACAAAGGCAUUCUUACCCUGAGAGAUUAGUUCGCAGCAGAAGCUCUGAUAUAGUGUCUUCUGUCCGGCGACCUAUGAGUGACCCCAGCUGGAACCGACGUCCAGGGAACGAAGAGCGAGAACUCCCUCCAGCCGCAGCCAUUGGUGCUACUUCUUUGGUGGCUGCACCUCAUUCGUCAUCGUCGUCCCCGAGUAAGGACUCCUCAAGAGGAGAGACUGAAGAACGCAAAGAUAGCGAUGAUGAGAAAUCAGACAGGAACAGACCUUGGUGGAGAAAACGUUUUGUUUCUGCCAUGCCUAAAGCUCCUAUACCAUUUAGAAAGAAAGAAAAACAAGAAAAAGACAAAGAUGAUCUGGGGCCUGACAGAUUCUCAACACUCACAGAUGAUCCCAGCCCUAGACUCAGUGCACAAGCUCAGGUCGCUGAAGAUAUCCUGGACAAAUACAGGAAUGCCAUUAAACGAACCAGCCCCAGUGAAGGAGCACUGGCAAACUAUGAGAGUGCAGGUGAUAAUCAUGAAGUUAUGGGUGAUGGUGAAAGUGCCCAUGAUUCCCCUCGUGAUGAGACCCUGCAAAACAUCUCAGCUGAUGAUCUCCCGGACUCCGCGAGCCAAGCAGCCCACCCUCAGGAUUCAGCUUUCUCUUACAGAGAUGCAAAAAAGAAACUGAGGCUUGCUCUUUGCUCUGCUGAUUCUGUUGCUUUCCCAGUGCUAACCCAUUCAACAAGGAAUGGUUUGCCCGACCACACAGACCCAGAAGACAAUGAAAUUGUCUGCUUCCUAAAAGUUCAAAUAGCUGAAGCAAUUAAUUUACAAGAUAAGAACUUGAUGGCUCAACUGCAAGAGACAAUGCGUUGUGUGUGCCGCUUCGAUAAUAGGACUUGUAGGAAACUGUUGGCUUCUAUCGCCGAGGACUACAGGAAACGGGCCCCCUACAUUGCUUACCUCACUCGCUGUCGACAAGGACUGCAGACCACACAGGCUCACCUGGAAAGGCUGCUGCAAAGGGUUUUGCGGGACAAAGAGGUGGCCAAUCGGUAUUUUACCACUGUCUGUGUGAGGCUGCUGCUUGAGAGCAAAGAAAAGAAGAUCAGGGAAUUCAUUCAAGACUUUCAGAAACUCACAGCAGCUGAUGAUAAAACUGCUCAGGUGGAAGACUUUCUGCAGUUCCUUUACGGUGCGAUGGCCCAGGAUGUCAUCUGGCAGAACGCAAGUGAAGAGCAGCUCCAGGAUGCUCAGCUGGCCAUCGAGCGGAGUGUGAUGAAUCGGAUCUUCAAGCUGGCUUUCUACCCCAAUCAGGAUGGGGACAUACUCCGUGACCAGGUUCUUCAUGAACAUAUUCAGAGACUGUCUAAAGUAGUAACUGCAAACCACAGAGCUCUUCAGAUACCAGAGGUUUAUCUUCGGGAGGCUCCGUGGCCAUCUGCUCAGUCAGAAAUCAGGACGAUAAGUGCUUACAAGACCCCCCGGGACAAAGUGCAGUGCAUCCUGAGAAUGUGCUCCACGAUCAUGAACCUGCUGAGCCUGGCCAACGAGGACUCCGUCCCAGGAGCGGAUGACUUUGUCCCCGUGUUGGUGUUUGUGUUGAUAAAGGCAAAUCCACCCUGUUUGCUGUCUACUGUUCAGUAUAUCAGCAGCUUUUAUGCCAGCUGCCUGUCUGGAGAGGAGUCCUAUUGGUGGAUGCAGUUCACAGCAGCAGUGGAAUUCAUUAAAACCAUCGAUGACCGAAAGUGACCAAGACCAAGGCCCACCAAGGCAGCAGACUGUUCGGAGGGCAAACAGAUCUCUUGGAAAAUGUACCAGCUGCUUUGAAGGCUGACACUUGUUUUUGUAUGAUACUGUACAGCAUUCAGACAUUUUAAAACAGAUCUUUACUAAACAGAUUAAUGAGCUAACAAGCAGGUUCUCUUUUCUUUGGGCUCUUUUCCUUUCUGAGUUGCAUCUUUUAUUUUCUUGUCCCCAUGUGGAGAAGAGUACUGCAAAAAGGGACCAUAUUUUUCAGGUAUUUUGAAAUACUAAAAACAAAACAAAAUCUUCUAGAAAAUUCUUAGAUCUCCAUUUAUGGAUACCCAUUCUUUCUUUUCAUUAAAAAAAAAAAAAAAAGCAGUACACCUCUUUGAAGAUGCUGUCUAAUCUUAUAUGCAUCUGAUGGAAGGAAAAUACCAGUUGCACUGAGGAUUGUGAUAGUGGUGACAUUAGUGGCAUUAUCUAUAAAUACACUCACCUAAAUCGAAAAGCUAAGAAGGAAAUGUAAAUAUAAUAUAUAUUUAUAUUUGAUGUAAUAUGGACAUUCUUCAGAUUCUAAUAAACAAGGACUAUUGCUGAUAGUGGGUUGUAAUGUACCCUCUUGUGGGAUGGUUUCCUUGACAAAAUUUAAGCUGCGCUUAAAAGCAAAAGGCAAACAAAUAUGCAGAAGUAUUUAUUAAAGUGUAAUGCAGUUUAUUGAAGUUUCUAGGUGUAGAGUUUGAUGCACAGGACUGCCUUUGAUGAGGGGCAUAAAGAUCACAGAGUAGGUCACUUGGGCGUUUCUCACCUCGGACGUCUUUGAGCCCGCAGUAGGACAGAGGGUCUUUCAUCGCCAUGUAUUACGUACGAAGCAACAGUAGAUGCCCGAUGCGUUCUUGUGGUACUUCUCAGCUGGAUAUAGUGUAGAAACCCCAGACGGAACUCCUUAUAAACCUUUAAUAUAUUUUUGAUGAUGAUUCACAUUGAAUGCACAGACCAGGAAUUCAGUGAAUGUAAUUUUUAAAAAUCUAAUUUGUAUUGUCUACUCUAGUGAUAUGUGUUUUCCUAGUGAUAAACUAUUUUAAUCAACCCUACUCUUCUUAUGGAAAAAAAAAUCUAUUUUGGCAGGUUUCCGUGCCUUUGUUUCCCUCUUCUGAACAAAGAUACGUGUUUCUGUAUUUUGGGUUGAUUGUGUGUUGAUAAUGAAUCAGCAAGGGGUUUUGGUGUCUCAGAAACUGGCCAAGGAGGCCCCAUCAAAGCUUCAAGCACAAGUGUUGUACAUUGGUUAUCACUGACUGGGUUCAUUUUGUAUGUUUCCUAAACAUGCUUAGCUUCUUUUAUAAAACUUGGUCCCGUACUUUGAGUCUUCCUGUUGCUGGCAGCAUUUCCAGGCAUUUUUAAGGGACCUGUGACCAGCGGCCUGGAGCAGAGGCUGUCUCCUCUCUCUCUCUCUCCAGGAAUCGUGCUCCAUUGUGUCUGAAGAAGCUGGGUUUUCUUUAUGCCUCGACCUCUUCUCGUUCCUUUCAUUCUAAAAUACUGAUUGCAAGUUGCAUAGGAGCGUGGGAUGUGGUUUCUGCCUUUUAGGAGGAGAUCAGAAUUAAGCUAAAUGUCCUUUUGAACGGUAGGUCAAGAAAUCUGUGUACAGAGUCAUGUGCUUCGUGGGCUGUAACUGUCAAGCUUGUCUAGGUCUCAGAAAGUCAAAUCCCAUGGUAAAUACUUUACAAGUCAAACAAGUAAAUACUUUACAAGUCAAACAAGCCAUCUGACACGAUUUCGAAGGCCUAGAGGGAGUUCAGCAUUUGAGUCAGUAAAUGUUAAUCGAAGACUUGGAAUAGAUGAAACUCAUUGUUUUGGGAUUAACUCUUAAGUCUUAGGGAGAAAUUGUUUUCCCUCAGGAUGGUCACCACAUCUUUUCCGUCUUGUGGAAAUACGCACAAAGAUGUGGACAUCACACACGGAGGGGAAGGUGGUGACCUGGGGGUGCAGGGCCACACUGGCGGCAGGAGACGGGCCUCUGCAGUGCUUGAGACAGUGGCGAGGGCAGAAACCCAGAGAUUUGGCGUCAGCGAUACAUCUCUGCGUCGGAGGCAGGUGCUCGAGGCUUGACUCGGGUGCUGGCAGAGACGCAUGGCCCAGCUGCUGACGGUUCAGCUCUUUUCCUCUGGAAACCUGUCAGGAGUAAGGACGGCUUCAGCAUUAACCAUCACUGGUUUGAUUUCAUGACAGGGUUUUAUUAUAGUGUUGAAUUCCGAAUUGAGGAAUUGCUAACUAUCUGCAUGGCAUGGUGGAGGUGUGAGAUAGUAGUAACUUGAUUUUGCUCUUUCAGGAAAGAGGAGUAGUUGUUCCUCGGGUGUUUGGUACCACAGUUCCCCCCAGUAACUAACUUUAUGUGAAGAAUUAGUGCAAAAGUACAAAAUCACACACAGGAGACAUUUGGUAGCUUCCAAUUAUUACAUGAAAUUUAUAAGGAUAACGGAUGUUAAAUGGGGAGCCGGUGGCUCAAUUCACUGAAAUCUUGUAGAAUUAACUAAUGAAAAAUCAGUUUAUAUUUUGUGUUAAUAUUCUACUUCUGGAGGCAGUUAAGUAAUAUAAAUACUGAUGGAAGAUUGUCUUCCCUUGUAAAAUUAGUAUUUUUUUAAAUCUAGUAAGCAUCUUGUUUUCUUUCUCUACUUUAGGUCAAAUCUCAGCCACUUACUGCUUUUGCUGCUUUUUCUUUUUAAAAAACCUGCUUAUGGGAAGUUCUCGUUGUGGCUCAGUGGGUUACAAACCCAACUAGUGUCCAUGAGGAUGCGGGUUCAAUCCCUGGCCUUGCUCAGUGGGAUAAGGAUCUAGCAUUGCCAUGAGCUGUGGUGUAGGUUGCAGAUGUGGCUCAGAUCUGCGUGGCUGUGGCUGUGGCCGGCAGCUGCAGCUCUGAUUCAGCCCCUUGUCUGGGAACCUCCAUGUGCCAUGGGUGUGACCCUAAAAAGACCCAAAAAAAAAAACCCCAAAAAAACACCUGCUUAUGAAAGUCUUUUUAAUGCAGCUAUUAAAUUGCUUUAAGAGGAUUAGACUUCAUGAAUGAUUGGAAAUAGAUGUCAGGAGUUCCCUUUUGGCACAGCAGGUUAAGGAUCAGCAUUGUCACUGCAGCAGCUUGGGGCAAUGCUGUGGUGCAGGUUCGAUCCCUGGCCUGGAAACUUCCACAAGCCAUGAGUGUGCCGCCCCCCCCCCCCAAAAGAAAUGUGGAUGUGGUGCAUGGUUUCUCUUUUCCUGUUGUAUCCUGGAAGCCUUUGUUUAACAUAGACUUUGAACACACGUGUCCUGAGGUUCAUAAGCAAGAGAACAUAAACCCUCGCAGACAGUCACAAGGCCAUGUUCUGGCCAUAAGGAGCAGUAACUGACUGUGCAAGCCGGUUGAUGCUGUUUUCCUAUUACCUGCAUAGCCAUUCCAGUUUGGGCCAAGGGAAGGUCAAUAUUGUGAAGCUUUAACAAUUCCUUUCUCUGAUGCGAUUGGGGGUGAAAUGGAAAGUAGGGAUGCACUUGCUCCGACUUGUUAGUGGAGGCAUAGAGGUGAUGGAAACGGUCGUGGAAUUUGCUUCCUCCGUUUGCGUGUUUGCGGCUUUCCCCUCUCCAUCCCUGCUUUCUUUCUUUAGGAAAAGUCUGCCCUCUUUUUAGUUCUUCUAACUCUAGUGAGUUUAUUCUGUAUGUAAUUGCUGACUUUGGGGAUAUACAUUAAAAAGAAUCUUAUCAGAGUUCCCACUGUGGCUCAGCGGGUUGGGCACCUGACAUAGUGUCUGUGAGGCUGCGGGUUCGAUCCUUGGCCUCACUUAGUGGGUUGGUGUUGCCGCAAGCUGCACCAUAGGUCACAGAGAUGUGGCUUGGAUCCGGCACUGCUGUGGUUGUGGUGUAGGAUGGUAGCUUCGACUUGAAUUCCACCCCUAGCCCAGGAACUUUCAUAUGCCACAGGUGCAACUGUAAAAAGAAAAUGAAAAAAAAAAAGGAGAGAAAAAUACUCUUAUCAAGGGUUCAAAGAAUUUUUGGGAAGUAGAUUAACAGUGGUGAGAUAUUUAAGGUAUUUUGAAUGCCAAAGUGCUUGAGAACGUUGCCAGGUUAAAAAUCACUUAAUAGAUCUCGGGACAUAGGUUAUGCAGAGUAGGAUGACCAGGAGUAGCGUUAUUACUCUUGAGACCACUUGGAGAAAGGGAGCUAGAGUUUGCUUCAGUGUCAGGGUUGGGGUGGUUGAGCUGCAGAGGCACCACGGAGCUCCGUGUCCCACGGACCUGUGCUCGGCGAAGGUUAAAUUCAGGAGAGGAAGUCCUCUCCCUUGGUUAAUGGCAGACAGGGUGGGCAGGGGCCCCACGCCUUACAAAUUCACCUCUGCUGAGUUGAUAUUUUGUUCGCUCUGUUCUUGUGCUUCACCUGUCCUCAACAGCUUUGGACUGCCUCUCCUCGUGAAACAAAACCAUAUGUAAGCCUCAGUUAAUGAGUUUGCACAAUCUUGUAUCUGUACAGGAAACCCAUCCUGUCUCCUAGUGUGACUGAUUGUCCAUGUAUGACAGCAUUCUGCAAAACUGAUUAAAAAGGGAGAGCAGUUGAAGUCACUGGGUUUUCAUGUUUUCAUCAUCUCUUUUGUAUUCGGAAGCACUUCUGAAAUUUUUUUGGACUUCUCAGCUAUUACUCAUAUUCUCCAUGAAUUCGUACUUGUCUUUUUCAUCUGAACAUUUAAGGGUAUUUGUUACGUGCAAUAUAGGAAGGCAUUAGAAUCAUUGUCCAGCAGUUGCUAACAAGACGGUAAACAUUUACUGUUUUAACACCGUUCCUGUCGGACGCCUGUAUGUGGUAGCCUUAGUUCUGAGAGCAGAUGUCCUAAUCACAGUAUUCACCGAAACCCUUAUUAAUCUUUUCAGCCGAGGGACAUUUCUGUGAGCCAGGAGCCUUUGUCAUAGGGGCAAGCUCCCCCCACACGUGGUGGAAUAGCCCUUUCCCCAUACUAAUUGCACUUCAUCUGGAAGGAAGCAUUUAAAAGUUGGCUUAGGGCUCUGUUUUCGUUCCGUCUGUUCAGUAUUAAAAUUAAUGCAGUGACUUGCCUAGAACUGAAAGUAGAAUUCAACUUUCCUUCCCAACUUGGAAUUACCCCUGUCACCUGGACUCUUGUUAUAUUUGUUCCCACUCAACCCUCUCUCUAAAUAAGUGGCUCUGCAGCUUUCCCCGGAGGAUGCUGAGCUAGUGAAGGUGUUUAGCUAGACCUCUGUGUAGUGCGGCCUGGAAAAUGUGUCAUGAUUCUGGGAAGUAAAAUCAGGCCCUUUUGGCUGUAAACGUGUCCUCUACCUAGAGAUUUAAGUAUUCAUUGAAGAGCUUUUGUUUCAGUCAUUUCACGCCUGAAGAAUCUUGUUCCAUCUUCCGAGGAUACCAAAACACAGUGCACAGACUUUAAAAAAUUGAUCAAAGAAUCCAGAAAAUCUCUGGUUGUGGGGAUCCGGGAAGCAUCAUCCCGCUUUUGUGCUAAAAUGGAAAAAGCUCUCAAUUCCCAGUCAUGGAACCUGUUCAGACAGUGGACAACGAAACCAUGGUAAUCUUACUUCUGUUCACUAGGAAUUCAGCAUAUUGCUGGCCAAAAACAUUAAAUUUUAUGCUCCUGUGAAAA